AUUGCGCCUCUAACUUACAUUUAUAACAGAUCUUAAACAAAUAAACUUAUCAGGGUUUUCAUUCCGAUCUCUUAUCUUUGCUCCCUGGUGUGGAGUAAGCUGCAUGAAAAGUCUCUAUGGAAGGAAUACAAAUACUUUCUUGACAACAAAUCCAAACCUGAAGAAAGCGGAGAAUGGCGUCAGAAAAAGAAGAGAAGAGUGCUAGGGAGAAAAACAAGCAUGCAGAUUGGCGAGUAAAGGUGUGGGACAGAUUUAAAGAAACAGAGGGAGACAAAUUACCACCUGAUGGCCAUGUCUUCUGGAAUAAAGUUUACCUUGCUACCAAACUUUUUUUCUCCGGCUUUCUUUUCAUGGUGGUGCUGUGUUCUGCAGUUGUGUCAAAAGGAGUUUUACUUAUUUUGACAUGGAAUAUAUUCACACCUGCAGAUGAAACAUCAUCUGGUUUGAAGACGUUUGACAAACUUUUUCACUACAACAUAACAGUGAACCAAACCACUACUGGCAAUGAUUUUAUAACAAAUAUAUAUUUCAUUUGGGCGUUGUUUGUUAUGGUUGUGACACCAAACGUUUUCACAGUGAUGUUCUGUGUAUGGAGAAUAAUAUUUAGAAAAUCAGGAACUCUACGUUUUAAAACACUUUUAGUGGCUCUUUUACCUGCAACACUCCAUUCAGUUGGGCUCAGCUUCCUCGUGUUUUACGUGCUUCCAUCCCUUGACCCAAUUUCUGGAUUAUGGUACAGUUGUAGCGUGUCGUUUAUACCAUCAAUUGUAAAGCUUCAUUUUGGAGCCAAGAAGCUGCGCAAGCACAAAGAUUCAAAUGAAAAUGAGUCAAGGUUUGCCUGGUCUUUCUUAGUAAGGAUAAUGGCGUUUUUGUUAAGCGUAGUGUCAUUGGCUUUUUGGGGUGUUUACAUAUCACAAGCAUCAACGUCAGCAGUCCGAGUGGCUCAAAUUGUGUUAUCGGUCUUAUCGCCUAUUCUGGUGUCAGUAAUUUGGAUGGACAACUUUCUACCGAGUUUGCAAAAAGAACAAGAAGUAGGAAACGGUCAAAAAAAAAAUCACGUGAAAAAGGUUAUGAAUGCAAACAAUAACAAUGAACUUACAGGUAAUGAAAGAAACGACAACGAUGACAGUGAAAAACAAAUCUCAUACCCGAACUGGAUUUAUGAGUACAAGCACACAAUAUUUCGCAGUAGCUUUAAAAUGCAUGCAGUCAUCAACACAUGGAAGAUAUGUAUUACCUUUGUGAUGGUUAUUGCAAUACACGGGUCGCCAUGUGACAACUGUUUGGAAGCCUUAUUCGGGAGUUUAAACCAACCUGCAAAACAAAUGUCUCCGAUUAUAGACGAUAACUGGUUGUUGAACGUGGACCUCUGCGAAACUGCUACACCAUUUAUUGUCGCGGUUGUUGGUAUAUCAACUAGCCUCGUUUGCCAAAGACUAAGUGUCGCAGCAAUAAAAGUUCUAGCUCAGAUUCAAGGCUUCUCAGCGCCUGUUUGUUUUGUGACACCUGUUACAUUUGUUUUGAUAGUGACAGUUUCUUCUCAGCUGAACAAUGGAGACUAUAUAUGCCAAUUUCCAUUUCCGUGGUUUGAUGGGAACAAGCCAAUCAGCAAUCUCGCAUAUAUGAUAAUUGCUUCACUCACAGGAUACUUGGGUCUCAUACUUACAGCGGGCCAUAUAUGGACAAUAGAAACGGAAAGGAUGAGUAAAGAAAACAUGAUAUUUUAUGCACCUUCAUUUUGUGGAGUACUUUUGGAGCAGUCGUUAAUGCUAAAUAAAUGCAAGGAGAGCAACUUUCAGACAACACCUGUUUCAAAGACAAACGAUACGACUGAUAAUGUCUCCCAAUCAAACCCUGGAGGAACGACCGACGUAGAUUCUAAUAGGAAAGAAGGCAAUAAAACAAAUAAAUUACUAGAAGGUUUUCCAAUGAUAUAUUUUUGCGCUACUAUGUGGCAUGAAACGGAAGUUGAGAUGGUACAGCUAUUAAAGUCUCUGUACAGGAUGGAUUUUGAUCAAUGUGUACAGGGAAUUCGCAAGCAAAAACAAGAUUACUACAACUUUGAAGUACAUAUUUUCUUCGAUGACGCAUUUGUUGAAGGGAAUCAGAUGAUUGCAAACCAUUACGUACAUACAUUUAUUAAAGCCUUGUACCGUACUUUCAAGAGUUUGUAUCAAAACAAGAUCAAACCUAUUAAGUCUCCUCGACGGAGAAUUACACCUUACGGGGGUCGUCUCAUAUGGACGUUACCUGGUGAAAAUCGACUAAUUGCGCAUCUGAAGGAUAAGUACAAAAUCAGAAGAAAGAAGCGAUGGAGCCAGGUGAUGUAUAUGUACUAUUUCCUUUCACAUAAACUAAGUGAUGUUGAACAAGACCAAGAUAAACAAUUAGAGAUAGCGAGGAACACUUUCAUAUUCGCUCUGGACGGUGAUGUUGACUUCAGACCAGAAGCUGUCACACUGUUGAUUGAUAGAAUGAAAAGGAAUGAGCAGACGGGCGCAGCUUGCGGACGGAUACAUCCAAUAGGAGAUGGACCUAUGGUAUGGUAUCAGAAGUUUGAGUAUGCAAUUAGCCAUUGGUUGGUCAAGGCUACAGAACACGUGACUGGUUGCGUUCUUUGCAGCCCUGGUUGCUUUAGUUUAUUCAGAGGGUCAGCAUUGAUGGAUGAAAACGUAAUGAAAAGAUACACCACCAUGCCAACCGAAGCUCGCCAUCAUAUACAAUAUGAUCAAGGCGAAGACAGAUGGCUAUGUACGCUUCUGCUGAAGCAAGGCAAAAAGGUCGACUAUUGUGCUGGAUCGGAUGCUUUCACGUUUGCACCUGAGGGUUUCAAAGAAUUUUAUAACCAGCGGCGACGUUGGACACCUUCUACGAUGGCAAAUAUUUUAGAUUUGUUGUCGGACUGGAGAGUAAUAACGAGAAACAACGACAACGUCUCUAUACCGUACAUUUGUCUGCAGUUGUCCUGGUUUGUGUCGUCAAUAUUGACCCCUGGCGUUCUUCUACUGAUGAUAAUCGGGGCGACGAAUCUUGCCUAUCCUCAGUUAUCACUGCAUGCCGCCUUGCUGAUUAACUUACUACCUGUUGUUUUGUUUGUAAUUGUUUGCUUCUUUGCCAAAACUGAACACCAGCUCAAUGUAGCAGCCGCACUGUCCAUUAUUUACACACUUGUUAUGAUGAUAGUUCUUGUUGGUUUGAUAAGAGAGGUUGUCGAAAGUGGAUUGUGUUCAGUCAUAACCUGGUUUCUCCUUAUUGUGUCUGGUAUAUUUGUACUGUCAGGAUUAUCUCACCCAAAGGAAACAAAAUGUCUCAUCCAUGGCUUUUUAUUUUUCAUUGCCAUUCCGUCUAUGUCAAUGCUUCUUAUGUUGUAUUCGGUCAUUAAUAUGAACAACGUUUCUUGGGGAACCCGCGAGGCUCCUAAAACAAAGCAAGGUGAUGGAAAGGAAGACAACAAUAAUGUGAGGGAUAUUCAAAGUUUGGUGGAUAUAAUUUUAAGCUGCAGCUGCUGUCAACCGCAAGUGUUGCAAAGGGAUAAUAAAGUAGAUGUCGGGUUAGAACAGAGAAAGAGCGAUUUAAACAAGUUAGAGGCUGGAACACUGCAUGCAAAUGAUAGCAAAUCAGAAGAUAAUGGAGAAAAACAUUCUGAUACAGCGACAAAUACAGCUCCGCCUGCUACGGCACCAGCUGAACCAUAUGCUGAAUAUCUGAAUUUUGUUCCGGAAUCGUCAGAGAAAAUCAAGUAUCUUACUUUAAGCGAGGAAGACUUUUGGAAGUGGCUUAUUGAAACAUAUCUGUAUCCUGGUGAAAAAACUCAUUGCAGUGCUGAAGAGGAGGAAAAACGUUUGAAGGAACAGGAAAAGGUUAAAGAAGAAUUAAAGGAAUUAAGGAACAAAGCAAGUUUAGCGUACCUCCUGAUCAACGCACUUUUUAUCACAGUUAUAUAUUUCCUGCAACAAUCAAACGUGGACACAGGGGGAGGGUUAUCAGUGCGCAUUGAAUGUGGGAACGGGGAUGAGUUGGUGCUUGAACCGAUAAGUUUGGCAUUCACUGCUGUGGCUGGGAUUCUCUUAGCAAUUCAGUUUGUGUGUAUGUUAAUACAUAGGUCAAAAACGUUUUUGCAAAUUAAUUCGAUAACAGAGAUAAAGCAAGAUGAAGUGGAUAAAUAUGUUAAAAUGUUUUUCUACGAUGCCGCAAAAGAAGUGAUGAAUGAGAAGCCAGAGAAAGAAGACAUUGAACCUGUCGCGGAAGAAAAAAAGAAACCGAAAGAUUCUCUGAAACAAUUUAUAGCGAAAAAUGUCUUAGAGAAGCUGAACGAAGCACGUGAUUUAGCAUCCGCUUCUCAUAAGGAAAACAUAGACAUGAAAGUUGCUGAUGGUAUCAAAGCUACUUCAAGCACUAACAAAGAUUCAAAGAAUAAAUUUAGGAAGACAGUGUCAUCAGUUAUCAUUAAUAUGAGCCAAGAAAAGAAACAAAAGUUAUUAGAAAAUGAUAGCUUCAUACAAUUGGAAAAGUGCCUUUUAAAGGCAGCAGAAAGAAGUGGAGCUGUGCAACCACAAAAUGGUGCAAUCAAUGUUAAUGGACCAAACCAUGACAAAUUUUUGGAUGGUAAAGACGACGAUGAAGCAAAACAAAGAAAAAUGCAAAUAGUUGUCGACGUUUUUCAGUCCUCAGCUCCUAGUAGAGCCAACGAUUCGACAAUAAGUCAGCAGACUACAGCCUGAUAGACUUUUAAAAAAAACAUGAAACAAAAUUUUUUUAGAAGUGUUCUUUUAUAUCAGUGUAACAAAUGUAUCCAAGUAAUUUAUUCAUUAAAGCAGGCAGGAUAUAAACUUU
Messenger RNA from Ruditapes philippinarum (Manila clam), 4833 nucleotides. RefSeq names its product chitin synthase chs-2-like. Bases 174 to 4721 code for a protein of 1515 amino acids. Gene Ontology annotation, molecular function: chitin synthase activity. The transcript has 28 exons. The record is from RefSeq and is a predicted model, not a curated record. Gene Ontology annotation, cellular component: cell periphery; cell septum. NCBI's taxonomy places the organism in Eukaryota, Metazoa, Mollusca, Bivalvia, Venerida, Veneridae.